UAGAAGAGACUUAUUCUCUUCUUGCAGUGCUUAAGUUUUUCUUUCUAACAGCUACCACAAUGCUGCACUGUUUGUUUCUUCUGUUUUCAACAAUGAUUGGUGACAGUUUUCAGAAUGGAAUCACAUCCGUAACUAAUGCAGUGCAAGCUUUGGAGAGCAACAGUGUCACACUGUCGUGCAACUACACUUCUUCUAGGACUGGAGACAGUCUACACUGGUAUCGCCAAUACCCCAGAUCCAAACCUGAAUUCCUCAUACUCAUCUCCAGAAUUAAAGACAGAGAAGACAAAGCGGGCUUUACUUGGUAUCACCAGCACCCUGGAUCCAAACCAGAAUUCCUCAUCCUCAUCUAUGCUGAGGAAAAGACAGACAAGAGGUUCACUGUGAAACAUGACAAAACGAAUAGACAUGUGCAACUGGAGAUCUCCUCUGCUGAAGUGUCAGACUCUGCACUGUACUACUGUGCAGUAAAGAUUCCUGUCGGCAAUAUAGGCUGGAUCCUGCAGCUGGGACAUGACAUUGGCCAACUGUUAUGA
Molecule: messenger RNA, 536 nt
Organism: Conger conger (European conger)
Lineage: Eukaryota; Metazoa; Chordata; Actinopteri; Anguilliformes; Congridae
Product: T cell receptor alpha variable 20
Exons: 4
Coding region: 60-536 (158 amino acids)
Source: RefSeq, a predicted model, not a curated record